CCCUUUAGUAUUCUGCUUACAGCUAUGAAGCUGGAAAUACUGAUGACUUGAUGCUCUGAGUAAGAGUCUGUGGUCAUGUAUGUGUAAAAUAACUGUGUUAUGGACUAAAUGACACGAGUCAGAACAGAUCAGCUGUGCAUCAGUAGAUUAAUCUGCAGCUCUGACAUGGACUUGAAGCUUUUAGCGUUUCUUCUGAACCUGGACGGGUUCCUGUUUUUAUCUGAAGCUGUGAGUUCUUUACUGGAGCCUGGAGAUGCCGAGGUUUUUCUUGAAAAAUAUGGCUACCUCCAUGAGAACGAUCACAUACACAGUGCAGACAAAGUUACAUCAGCUGUAAGGCAGUUUCAGUGGUUGUCCCAUCUGCCUGUUACUGGUAGACUGGACAGUUCCACGUUGUUGAAGAUGGGGACACCACGCUGUGGGGUAAAAGACAGAGGUAGCAAUAAAGCCUGGGCACAGCGAGUUAACUCUGUUUUUACGGGACAAAGCCAACAGCACCUUCGCAAAAAGCGAUUCACUCGACCAGGAGGGAAAUGGUACAAGCAGCACCUGACGUACCAGAUAGUGAACUGGCCUCGUCAUCUGUCUCAGGGUCCCGUGCGGCUGGCGGUGCGAACUGCUUUCCAGCUCUGGAGCAACGUUUCAGGUUUGGUUUUCCAUGAAUUGAGCGAGGGGCUGACAGACAUCCGGCUGGCUUUUUAUGAGGGAGAGCACAACGAUGGCACUAGCAAUGCAUUUGAUGGCCCAGGUGGUGCGCUGGCACAUGCUUUUUUUCCAUGCCGUGGUGAAGCUCACUUUGAUAAAGCUGAGCGUUGGACUCUAAACGGACACAAGGGUCAUAACCUUUUCCUGGUCACUGCUCAUGAAAUUGGCCACACACUGGGAUUAGAGCACUCACCAGUCCGCCACGCCCUCAUGUCACCAUACUAUAAGAAGCUUGGCCGCAGCCUGCUGCUCAGCUGGGAUGACAUAACCGCUGUGCAACAAUUAUACGGUAAACCAUCUGGAGGUGCAGUGGUCCAGAUCCCAAGCCAAGAUCUCAGCUGGGCCAUGCAGGAUUGGGAGUUAUCUCAGGAGCCCAUGGGGGAUCUUACCCAGCCCCACUACUGCUGGAACACAUUUGAUGCAAUUACGAUGGAUGGGAACGGCACAGUGCUGGUCUUCAGAGGUGGGUUGUUCUGGACAGUGACAUCUGAGGGUUAUGGAAGUGCUCCACUUCCUCUGAAGCAGCGCUGGCCUCAGCUUCCGUUCGCCAUCGAGGCUGCUGCCUUCUCCCCUUUGGAUGGCAAGCUUUACUUUUUCAAUGGAAAGUACAUAUGGAGAUAUUCGGGCACCGUUUUGGACUUCGGCUUCCCCAGGAAGAACAGCGAGUGUGACAUGCCGCGACAUCCAGACUGUGCCUUCUUCUAUGCUCCUCUAGGUCACAUGGUGGUCUUUAAAGGCUCACGUUACUUUGUGUUAAACCUGGAGACACUGCGCUCUGAGCCGUACUACCCUAGAGGUCUUGUUGACUGGAAGGGAGUACCACAAGGGACCAACGGUGCCGUGACAAGAGCAGACGGAAGGCUUUAUUUUUUCCGUGAGCAGAAGUACUGGAGGUUCGAUCCAAGAAAACUACGUGUCACUGCAAGCGGACAAUGGACAAAGAAGCUGCCGUGGACCGGCUGCCAGACAACAGCCUCAAAUGACGUGCUGUGAUCAAGUAAAGUGAAAUAUUCUGGAACAGAAUGAAAAGGAGCUACGUGCAAUUCAACAGAUAACUGAAAAGGUCUUUUUAUUUUGACAUGUGAUUGUUUUUUUCUGCCUGGUGCUAAAUGGAUGCUGUUGUAUGGACGAACAAGAGGAUGGAGUGAUAUAUGAUCAUGUGGAAUGUUGGUACUGUUUACAAAAUGUGAUGCGACUUCGAUGUGAAAUGUGAUCACAUUUAAUCACAGUUAGUGUUUUCAUGCUAUUAUACCAUGCAAACCUGUUUAUGUGUAACUGUAUGUUGUAACUUGGAUAAGGAUUAUUUUUUAUAUUUUAAAUGAACUGACCUCAGAUAGAAAGGCCAACAACAUACCUGUUCCUUGAUAAAGUGAAUCAUUUAAUAUUAAUAUUUAUAUUAUUUGUCAGUAUAAAGAGAUGAAAUUGCACCAGGUUUAAACAUCCCACUGCUUGUGAUUUUUAGAUAAGUUCUUAUACCUGUUAAAGACACCAGACUCCGCAUGUAAUGUUUGUGUUUACUGUGGAGGUGUAAUACAAUAAUCAGCAGAUUAAUUUUAUCAAAUAAAAAAUAUAUAAAAUAUAAUAACUACUUUUAUAAAAUGGAUAAUAAAUAAGUGAAAUAAUCAAAUAAAAAUAAAAAAAUCUAUCUA
Molecule: messenger RNA, 2354 nt
Organism: Tachysurus vachellii
Lineage: Eukaryota; Metazoa; Chordata; Actinopteri; Siluriformes; Bagridae
Gene: mmp28
Product: matrix metallopeptidase 28
Exons: 8
Coding region: 109-1698 (529 amino acids)
Biological process (GO): extracellular matrix organization; proteolysis; collagen catabolic process
Cellular component (GO): extracellular matrix
Molecular function (GO): zinc ion binding; metalloendopeptidase activity
Source: RefSeq, a predicted model, not a curated record